Messenger RNA from Eupeodes corollae, 1170 nucleotides. RefSeq lists its product as uncharacterized. The transcript is spliced from 2 exons. Bases 217 to 798 code for a protein of 193 amino acids. NCBI's taxonomy places the organism in Eukaryota, Metazoa, Arthropoda, Insecta, Diptera, Syrphidae. The record is from RefSeq and is a predicted model, not a curated record.
CAGUAGCAUAGUCCGCUGAUAUUGUAAGGUAGUUUUGGGCCAAUGGUUAUAGCCGGUAGAGACUUAGCUAUCAGUUGUUAACGCGGAAUUUUCAAGGGUGGAAGUAUUUAAGCUCAAGACGGUUUUUGUUACAAAAUAAUUGUUUCGCAGGAUUUUUAAAUUUUUGUUUUUAAAAUACCACAUCGAACUGACAUCCAUUAUUUGGAUCUUUUAAAAAUGUCCGCAGCAAGGAGUAAAUACGCAUGGAUAGUGAUUUGUCUGGCUUCAAUUUUUAUCUGUUCAAAUAUUGAAGCUUCAACCCUAGCCAAGCCGUCACUACUCAGUUCAUAUAGUUCAAAAGUAUUACCGGCCAACAACGAAGAAACUAUAGACCGCAGUGGUUCAAAUCGAAAGACUAUUUUCACCCGUUCAGCUGAUUCCGAUGAUAAUUAUGUUGACGAUGCCGAUGAUAGUAAUAACGAUGAAAACAAAUCCCAACAAGAAGAAGAAAUUAGCCAAUCACCUCAUCCUCAUGGUUCACACGGUCCAUUGGGACAUGUUAAGAUUCUUUUAAAUCAUGUCCAACAAGGUGGUGGUAUACAUGCUUUGGGAAAUUCCAUUGGCCCUCACAAUCUAAUGCCAAAUAAUCAUCAUGAAUCUGCAAUCGAAACAGAAAAAGAACGAACAAUGACCAAUGCUGGAACUGGUUUGCAAGUUCUGGAGUUUUUGGGAACUAUAUUUGGAUUGGUUUGGGGAUUCUUAUCGAAUAUACCAGCUCUUUUUGGAAGUAGUAGUGCAAGUGCUAGUGGAAGACAGUAAAUUAAAGUAUACAAAUUAUUUUAUAGUCACCAUAUUAUCAAAAAACUUAUCAUCGGAAUUGAAUAAGGCCACGAAUUCCAUAUGAAAAUCAUGAAAAAAGAUUAAUCCAUUUGCAGUGGAUUCUAUGUGUGAAUGUAAUUUUAUUAGGGGUAACCUUGGAGAGGUGAUUUUAUAUUUCGAUUUUAUAAUCCACAAUGUGGACUGAACAAUUUAGCAAAAAAAUUAAACAUUUAUUGUUUCAUUUCAUUUAUUUAAUUUGAAGCGGGAACUUCAACUAACAAUAAUAAUAUAUUGUAAACGAAAUUAUUUGUCUUUCUUUUUAUUUUUUUAUAAUUUUUAAUAAUGAAUAAUAAUAUAAAAAGAAGAAUUUAA